UGUGUCGAUGACAAGCUGCCGUAACGGGCCUCAAGUACUAUUUAGUACGGAAGUAGGCAGUGCGGUAUUGAACGUAGUCAGAGAUUGAACUUGAGUGGCACUGCUUGCUUUGUCGCCUUUGCACUCCGAGUGUGCUUCCCGAGAGUCAGGGAGUUUUGUAGACAUUGAACUGUGCUAAAGGAGAAGAAAAGCAGCACAGACUAUCCUUUCACUAACGUCCAGAGCUUUUGGAUUUACUGUUGGAGAUGCUGAACCCAGUCCUAGGCGUCAAGAAGGAGGACUUCCAGGCGCCAGAUUAACCAAGCCAACCAUUAUCUACCUCUUUAUUUAAAUUCACCCACACCCAGCGGUUUCAAACUCCAGUUUACAAACACCAUGGCGUUUUUAAUGAGGAAGAAGAAGUUCAAGUUCCAGGUCCAUUUCACUCUGGAAGAGCUGACGGCUGUGCCGUUUGUCAACGGGAUGCUCUUCUGCAAAAUCCGACUUCUGGACGGGGGAGAUUUUGUCAUAUCUUCAUCUAGGCAAGAGGUGCAGGAGAACUGUGUUUGCUGGCGAAAGAAGUUCUCCUUCGUGUGCAAGAUGAGCGCUAAUCCUACGACAGGGGUGCUGGACCCCUGUAUCUGCCGAGUGUCCGUGCGAAAGGAACUGAAGGGUGGAAAGUCUUUCUCAAAGCUGGGCUUUGCUGACCUCAACAUGGCGGAGUUUGCGGGUUCGGGCUCCACCGUGCGCUGCUGUAUCCUGGAGGGCUACGACACCAAGAACACUCGGCAGGACAACUCCAUUCUGAAGGUUACUAUUGGGAUGACUCUACUCUCCGGGGAUCCUUGCUUUAAAACGCCCCCAAGUACGGCUAAAACCACAGGCCUCGCUGGUCAGGACCCGUCUCUACAGCUGGACUGUAAGGGAGAGGGCACUGGCAACAACGCAACUCCACCCAUGGGCAUCAGCCCGAGAAUCAGCACCAGCCGCAUGCUCAAACCCAGAACCUCUAUGCAGGUUUCAGGUCUGCCAGAAGUGUUAGAUGAGAACCUAUCAAGCCCGGAAGAGGUGUUUCACACCGGCCACUCAAGGAAUUCCAGCUAUGCCAGCCAACAGAGCAAAGUUUCAGUGAUGUCUGUCCUUCCUGCAGGCUACAGCACAGAGCACUCGGGCUCGUCCAGCCUGACAGACCUGAGCCAGCACCGGAGGAACGCGUCCACCAGCAGCAGCAAUGCCUCGGCGGGGACCACCACGGCUACUGAAGGCCCAGCAGAACCGGAUAAAGAGCCGGUGAAACCUGAGAAGCCUCCUCGCCCACCGAGGCCUACCUUACUCCCUAACCGACCAUGUAGGAGAAAGAAGGACUCUGUGGAGAACCACCCCACCUGGGUGGAUGACACGCGCAUCGAUGCUGAUGACAUCGUGGAGAAGAUCGUCCAGAGUCAGGACUUUGCUGAUGUCAGCAACAAUGAGGAUAGCAAUUUGCAACUGUUUGUCAGUCGGGAUGGUACCACUGCUCUUAGCGGCAUCCAGCUGGGCAACAGGGUGUCAGCGGGUGUGUUUGAGCCUGUCGUGAUUGAGAGUCAUUAGUGGCCUCAGUCACGCUCCUCCUGAAAUACAACAGAGGGCCAAAAUAAGUGAGGAUGAACAAGACCGACGGGAAGUCCAGUAUCGCACUAACAAGAUGUUUUGCUAUUUGCAGUCUUUUUAUUGUCUUCACUGAUCAGUCUAUUCACACACUAUGAUUAUAACACCGGAAAUCUUACAUUGUAUUAUACGCAAACGGUGGUGGGUGGUUUAUUAUUAUUAUUAUUAUUAUUAUUAUUAUUAUUAUUAGCCACAUAAUCAAAAAGAUGUGUUACUGACAGCCUGUUUGCAAGUAAACAAACUACUUGAAAUACCUGAAGUAGUCGAACACUGUGAAGAACUGUCUUUGGCCUAGGAAACAUCAUAUUUAUGGCCUAAAUGGCAGCCCUUAGGAUUUUUAAGUAGAAAUACGAUUCAUAUAUUGUUUAGCCUUUCAUUAUUUAAUGGUUCCGAUCUGUGUUUUUCUUCUACCAGAUUUGAUUUUCUGGACAUUUGUUUUGCCUGCGUUACAGACCACUAAAAUGUGUUCAGAGACUUUGCAAAAAUGAUCUUGCUUUACUUAACCACUACCGUUUCCCUGCAUUCGGAAUGAUCUUAGAGGAAAAUUCCUUUUUUUUUUCUUCUUCUUCUUCUUUUUUUUUUUUUUUUUUUUUUUUUAAACUGCACGUUUAGCGGUGGUUUAAAGUAAUUUCUGUUGAUUGCACACUUUUAAAGUAAGAUGUAUUACUCUAAUUACCUACAGAAGGUUUCCACAGGGCAUAAAUCCCUUUAGUUUCAGAUGGUUUCAGAUUUUCGUACGUCCACAGGUGGAAAUGAGGUUCAUCACUAUUACAUCACUGAAUAUUUUAACAUACUUCUUGAUUAUUUAAACCUAAUAUAUGAUCUCUGAGAUGUGGUUUAAACAGUCACCUGAUUUAUGAGACACAUAUCUGGAUUAUUAUACAUAGUCAGCAUUUUUAUACACCAGUUUCUCCAGAUUCCUGUAGUUUCAAAAGGGACAUGUUCAGAGAAUAACGUAAAAUCAGUUCCAGAAGUGCCGAAAUCUAAGGUUUAGCCAUGAUGUUUAAAUUUCUUGACUCAUUACUAACGCAAUACAGUUACACCUGAAAACUGCAUCUUUCUGCUUUUCCAGAUAAACAUAGGUAUUCAGACCAAACAUGAAUAAAAUUCACCCAGCCAAAAAGGGAAGGGAAAAGACAUGGAACACAAGAGGCAUUUGUUGCUAGUAACGGUUACUUUAGCUUUGUGUUGACUUGAUCGGUGUGAAAUUUGACCUGUGACUUCAUGAGCCUCAGACUUGUGAGCCAAUAGAAAGCAAGUGGGCGGGGCUGUUGUCUCUUUGUUUGCUUAAAAUUAUUAGUAGCUGUGUAUUAUUAUUAUUAUUAUUAUUAUUAUUAUUAUUAUUAGCAGUCACAUUAGACUUAUGGUGUUGCACAUCUCGGGGGGGAAAAAUGCAGUCUCAUCCAUCAGCUAGGGUUUUUUGUGAUAAAAUUCUUUUCAAUUUCUUUAAACUGAAAUUGGAACCCAGGUGCAUGGGAAUGUUUAACCAUCUUGGGUUUAACUCGAUUCAUUGUUCUUGCUUGAUAGAUUAGUUCCAGGUUUACACACUGAACUUGUUAUAGAAAAGCAUCAUAACCGACAUAGUAAAAGAACCAUUAGGAAUAAUAACUUUUGGCAAAUAUCCGUCGCUAAAACAGGUUUUUAUUUUUAAAGACAGAUUUUCUGGUUUUUAUGCCCUAUGGAAGCCUUUAUGGGUGAUUUUUGUGCCAUAUUUUACUUGAAGAAAAUCAUCCAAAUUAUUUUGAAGCACUGCAGAGUAUGCAUAAAAUAUGAUUUUUGCUAUUAGUUGGAGUUUUCAAACCAUAUGACACAAAGAUGAAUAGACACAGAGCUGUAUGGCUGGCCAUACCGAAACAUAUCAUAUUCAGGAUAACAAGCUUCUAGCCAUUCCUCCAUAGAUCACAGCCUUCUGACAUGUUUUUAAUCGUGUCUGUGUAUGUGUGUGUGUGUGUGUGUGUGAGUGUGUUUGGGGGUAUUAGAGGUUUCAUACUCGUGACUCAUUUGUUCUCCAGCUGGCCUGGGGAAUCCCACUACAAGUCAGAUAUCUUCAUAUCCAUACGCUCCACCCGAGCAUACACACUCAUCCCACUCUUCUUCACUUGUUUGUUUGUGCUGCAGGAUUCGGCCGUGCAUACAAGUGUUAAUCAAGUGUUAGUAUUGUACUGCAGUGCAGUGCACCGAAUGUCCUCCUCGUCCUCGUACGGAUUUUUGCUCCAUUUUUUUUUAAACACAGAAUGUGGCAGUAGUGCUGUAGGAAAAUGUGUUAAUCAUUGUGGAGCAUAAAACCCGUGAGCUUGUGUGCAGCAUAAAGGGAUGCGUGUGACUGGUUGAUGGAGGAUGGCCUGAAAAACUGGCUUUGUUUUGCAGGCUUAGAUCAGAGAAAAUGACUCACAAUCACGCCACUAAACUUGGCAACAGCCUGCGUGUCUCCCGCUGCACCUGGUGUGCAUCCAGAGACGGAGGAGUCCCCCCCCGUUUGUGUGUUUGUGUGUGUGUGUGUGUGUGUGUGUGUGUUUUAAAAGUCUGUGUAAUGUUUUGUUUUCAGUCUGAAUGAGCUAACCAUGAUGAUGUUCAUGGAAAAAAAAAUGGUCUCAGUUGACCUGAGAUGAUAUACAGAGUAGAAAACUUUUGCACAAUUUAGUUCCCUUAUCUUUACAAAUAAAAGUGCAAUGUGGGCUUUAUUCAAUGAGGAGUUCAUGCUUUAAUACAUUAACAUAUUUCCUGUAGUUAAAUUUGACAAAUACAAGAUAUUUUCUGCAUUCAUGUAAGGAAUUCUACAUUAUAGAUUUUUUUUUUUCAUGGAAUGCUCUUAACAACUAACUAACAAGCUCUUUUAUUAUAUUAGAUAAAGAUUAAGUCCCUACAAACAACUCCAUACAGCUGUGACAUUUAAAAAGCAGUCAUUUUCUCAGACUCUUCAUUAUACUUUAGAUUCGGAGAAAUUGAACUAUUUUUGGUUUCCUAAAAAUCCUUUUGAUUUGAUUUGAUUAGUGGCUGAAUAGUAGUGGACUUGUCCUUUGACCGGGUGCACAAUUCUGCUAGAGUUUAGAGUUAUUUUGCGUAGGAGCUCCACAUUUUAACGCCGAAGUACGCUACUACGAGUUAUCAGUCAAAAUAUAUGUCAAAAGAGCAGGCUUGUUUUUUUUCUUCCCAAGAAAAACAGCAUAUGACCCACUUGACACAUGGAUCUAAAAUGAUUGACAGUUGCGUAAGUGUUUUGAACUCGAUGUUACCCAUGUGUGCAUUCUGUUGACGUUGUGCAGUAAUGUACUAUUAUUGGUAGAUGUGACUAAAUCUUUUUUCCGAGAAGCUUGUACUGUACAAUACACGGUGUCCCAAAAGUCUCCAUACACAGGGGACUAUGUUUGCCAGCACCACGUCGUGGACGUCCACUUCUCGGUCGGUCCGCAACACUCACGGUCUUUUUGAAUCGAUUAAUAAGUUCGGCAACAUGUCGUGUGUGUGAUGUCACACACGUCAACGCCAUGUUUCCUGUUAAAGUCCAACGCAACCUAGCGCCAGUUUCCCAAUCCAUCCAUGAGAACGGUUUCAAUACGUUCUUUUUUUGUCAUUCUUAAAGGAUAUGUGAAAUGUAUAAACUAAGAACUAUGAAAAUGUUUAGAAGACAUUUUGCUAAGCUGUGUUCAUUUCCCUUAUAUUUAGAGACUUUUUGGAACACUGUGUGCGUGUAUGUGUGUACGUGUAUGUGUGUGUGUGUGUACACACACGCGCGCACACACACAUUACAAUUAGAUAAGUGCAUUUGUCUGAGAUUUGUCCUAAUUUACAUCAAGGGAACUUAUUUUCAAGUGAUCUUUAAACUUUGUUUUCUAAAUCUUCCUUAGUUUGCAACAUAGUCUGUCACUUUCUGUGCCAAUCUUGCUCGCAUAGGUUAUCAGCCACGUGCUAAUGCUAAUACUGUGCUGUCUUUUUGAAUUUCCAAACCAGCAGGCUGGUUUAUUUUUCGAUGGCUAUUUCCAUCACAACUCUCUCUAUUCUCAUUUCAUUAGUGAUUAACGAAAUAUUGUGCCAGCAUGAGAUGAUUGAUGUACACACUACUUAAGAGGCUAUACCUAUUGCUCUUUCUUUCUACUUUAUAAAGAGCCUCGUGCCAUGCUGUUGUUCGGUCGUAAUAGGCCGUAACCUGUGAUUUUAAUUUUUAUUUUUUUCUUUCUCUUUUAUUUGAAUUUUUUUGUUUAAUCACAAACAUAAAGGUAAACCUGAUUUAAUUUGCUAUGUGACUACAUUAUUGGUAUGUAUGAGGGGCAAAAAAUAAUUCAUGCACCAUAGUGUUUGUGUAAUUUGCUGUUGUGAGUUAUAUAUCGAAAGAAUGCUUGAAAUGUAAAAGUAAUUCACUCAUCAUGAUUCAAGUGUCCACACUCUGAUUUACACGGUUUCUGAGACUAAAAAUGAUUUGUGGGUAAAAUGUGGCGUGUGUAGACCUUAUGUGAAUCAUUAUGAGUUUUGGGUAUUAAUUAUAAAUGAAACGAUAAACUACACUGUGAUGUUUUAGGGAUGACGCGCACCACAACGGCACUUAAAUACUAACUUUCACGUAACAAGAUAUACAUCUUCUGUCCAUAGCUAAUGACAUCAGUGUCUCGCUUUUCUAAAUGGUUAUAAAGCUAUGCACUUGGCUCAGCCAGAAAGAUUCCUUUAAAGUGGUUCAUUUUCACCACUGUAUUCCGUACAGCUAUCAAAUUUUCACUAUAUAUUAGAAAACUUAAGAUGUCUAUAAAAAGUCAAUACAUAUAUUUAACUGUACCACAAAUGACUUUAUUUUUCUGAUUAUAUUAAAUAUAGAGUUAUGGAUGAAUACUUAUAUUUUACGAUCACACAAAUAUUAUUUCCAAAGUUGUUUUUUUUUUUUUGACCUUUUUGUAUUAUUUGAUGUAUUAUUGUUUCAAGAUGGCUCUAAACUGUAUUUCUACAUGCAAAUAUGAAUGUUUCAUAUUCUGUAAUGUAAAUUUGCUUAUGGAUGUGUAUUAAUGGACUGAUUGGGAGGAAAUAAAGGAAAUGUUGGGCGUUGAAUAAUAAA
Ictalurus punctatus (channel catfish) is the source of this 6664-nucleotide messenger RNA. RefSeq names its product estrogen-induced osteoclastogenesis regulator 1b (gene eeig1b). Lineage: Eukaryota; Metazoa; Chordata; Actinopteri; Siluriformes; Ictaluridae. The transcript has 13 exons. The coding region runs from base 376 to 1569 and encodes 397 amino acids. The record is from RefSeq and is a predicted model, not a curated record.